GGUUAGUGUUCAUCAUAAUACAGUAACAACAUGGCAUCUUUCAGAGAAUUAAGUGAUGAGCUGCGAAGUCGGGUAGUUCUUGGGGAGUUUGGGGUUCGCAAUGUUCACACAACAGAUUUCCCAGGAAACUAUCCAGGCUAUGAUGAUACAUGGAACCAAGAGAAGUUUGAGCAGAAUUUUCGAGUAGAUAUUAUUCAUCUGGACAGUGAUUUACUUGAGUUUGACAUGGUGGGGAUAGAUGCUGCUAUUGCUAAUGCAUUCAGACGUAUCCUCCUUGCUGAGGUGCCCACAAUGGCAGUGGAGAAGGUAUUUAUAUACAAUAACACCUCCAUUGUCCAAGAUGAAGUCCUGGCUCAUAGAUUAGGGCUGAUUCCCAUUAAGGCAGACGCUCGGCUUUUUGAGUACAGAAAUUCAGGAGAUGAUGAGGGAACCGAAAUUGACACACUUCAGUUUCAGUUGAAAGUCAAGUGUACCAGGAACCCAAAAGCGACUAAAGAUUCUGUUGAUCCCAAUGAGCUCUACCUGAACCACAAAGUUUAUUCCAAGCACAUGAAAUGGAUUCCAAUUGGGAAUCAGUCGGACCUCUUCACAGAAGAGAGCAUUCGUCCAGUCCAUGAUGACAUUCUGAUUGCUCUGCUACGACCAGGACAGGAAGUUGACAUUGUCAUGCACUGUGUCAAGGGAUUAGGGAAAGACCAUGCAAAAUUCUCACCUGUGGCCACAGCUAGUUACAGACUUCUUCCUGAAAUUACGCUGCUUCAGCCCAUAGAGGGGGAGCUUGCAGAAAAACUGAAGAAAUGCUUUUCGCCGGGGGUGAUUGAAGUUGAAAACAUAAAUGGUAGGAAGGUUGCAAAAGUAGUGAACCCAAGACUGGACACAUGUAGUCGUGAGAUCUUCCGCUAUGAAGAACUAAAAAAUCUUGUCCGUCUCGCCAGGGUUCGAGAUCACUUUAUCUUUUCUGUGGAAUCUGCUGGAAGUCUUCCACCUGAUGUGCUGGUGAGUGAAGCUGUCAAGGUCCUGAUGACCAAGUGCCAGAAAUUCUUGAAUGAACUGGAUGCAUCUCAAAUAGAUUAACCUGGGAUGAAAAAUUCUAAGCGACUUCUAUGGACUUUUAACUUUGGGCUGUAAAGGGCAUUUCGGUUUCUUUUGUGAGAUGCUUCAGCAGUCCCUUAUAAAGGAUGUUACCAUGGUUUGUUUUGUUGCCUUUACAGCAAGCACCCAAAAGUGUUGAACCCAAGAGCUUGCUGGCUCAUAAAUUGAUUGCAUUCCCACAUUUGGUGGAGUCCUCAUAUUAACACUUGAAAGUUCACUGGUGUUUUGAAGCAAGUAGUACAAGGCUCUUAAAUAUUACAUUUCCUUCAUAUAUGUUGAUUCUUGAUGUAAAUAAAUAUUUUUGCAAAAAAAAAAAAA
Messenger RNA from Protopterus annectens (West African lungfish), 1410 nucleotides. RefSeq names its product RNA polymerase I and III subunit C (gene POLR1C). The transcript has 9 exons. Gene Ontology annotation, molecular function: DNA binding; protein dimerization activity. Lineage: Eukaryota; Metazoa; Chordata; Ceratodontiformes; Protopteridae. The record is from RefSeq and is a predicted model, not a curated record. Gene Ontology annotation, cellular component: RNA polymerase III complex; RNA polymerase I complex. Gene Ontology annotation, biological process: DNA-templated transcription. Bases 31 to 1074 code for a protein of 347 amino acids.